Asparagus officinalis (garden asparagus) is the source of this 1972-nucleotide messenger RNA. RefSeq names its product cation/H(+) antiporter 15-like. The annotation marks the transcript as partial. NCBI's taxonomy places the organism in Eukaryota, Viridiplantae, Streptophyta, Magnoliopsida, Asparagales, Asparagaceae. The record is from RefSeq and is a predicted model, not a curated record. Gene Ontology annotation, biological process: proton transmembrane transport; regulation of pH. The transcript has 5 exons. Gene Ontology annotation, cellular component: membrane; endomembrane system. Gene Ontology annotation, molecular function: antiporter activity.
GCCCUCAGCAUCGGCCUGGGCAUCGGCCUCCACCGCCUCCUCAGCGUCGAUAGCGGCGCCUUCUUCUUCGUCAUCGCCAUCUUCCUCACCCUUUUCAACACCGCAACCCCUGUGGUUAUCCGCGCCCUCGACGAGCUCAAGCUCGCCAUGACCGACAUCGGUCGGCUGGCGAUAUCCACAGCGCUCGUCACGGACCUCGUGUGCGUCGUAAUGUUGUCCGUGAUAGACUUUAACGUCUGGAACACGCUGUCAGCUGUCAAGAACCACAUCGUGUCCCGAUUUAUUGUAGCUGCUCUCUACCUUUCGGUACUCGCGACCGCCAUCUACUUGAUGAGGCUCGGCGUGAACGCGCUGAACAAGCGAGACAUGCACAGGAACGAGGUCGAAGAUGACAUGGUUUUCUACCUCCUGAUCAUCCUAUUCCUGGUGACGUGGUUCGUGCGACGUACCGGAUUGGACCCCAUCCUUGGGGCGUUCGUGCUCGGGAUGGCGAUGCCGAGGGAAGGGCCCACGGCGAGGACGAUGGUCCAUCACUUGACAUUCCUCGUGCAUAGUUUGAUAUUGCCGGUGUUUUUCGGCCUCGCGGGGCUGCAGUUCGACUUUGGCCUGUUGAAUCACAAGGAGGCGGUGAUCAUGGUGGCGCUCGUGGUGUCGCUCGGGAUGGCCGGAAAGAUCGGAGGAACGAUGAUUGGAGCGAAGUUUCUAGGCAUACCGGUGCAAGACGGCUUGGUCCUCUCGCUGCUGUUGAAUGUCAAAGGAUACAUUGAUCUUGUGGUCGUCCAGGCGGGACGAAAGAAUCAGAUCUUUGGUGACAAGACCUACAUGGCGCUCCUCCUAUCCCUAUUCAUCAACAACGUAAUUGCAUCUCCAAUGAACGGCCGCCCGUCGUCCGUCGACAGAACCGCUGAAAAGAAUGGAUACGAGUUCAACAGCAUCGAAGACCUCGACCCUGAGGGCGAGCUCCGGAUGGCUAGCUGCGUCCACACGCCUCACGACCUCCGCACCGUCAUGGACCUCAUCGAGAUCUUCCCGGCGCCCCCAGCCCCGCCACCUCACCCCGUGAUCCUCACCUCCGGGAACUCGCCCACACCGCCACCGCCAACGACAUGCUCACACCAAGCCAAGAGGAAAACGGUACCAAUGCCGAUGCUGUACAGGUCAACUUUGCAAUCGACACCUUCAUCAGGGGACACGUCAAUCCACCGUCCGUCGGGGAGCAGCCGCUUCGUCCCUCGGCAGCAUGCACAAGGACCUGGACUACGCGGUACAAAAUGCACGCGUGCGAUCGCUGAUACCGUUGCACUGCAAGCGGCGUUUCGAUGGCGUGUCACCGCGCUGCUGUCUCUGUCGCCAGAGAGUAUGAUGGUGCACGUGGUGGUGGUUUUCUUGGCGGGGCUGACGGAUAGGGAGGCGGCGGCGUACGCAGCCAGAUUGGCGAGGGCAUUCGAGCGUGAGGGUGACAAUGGUAGGUUCAUGGCGACGGCGCAGCGACGGGCUCGAAUCGCAGCGAGGACGAGGUUGAGGCUGGAUGUGGAGGAGGGCGAUGAUCGGGAUGAGGUUUUCAUUGCUAAUUUCUUUAACAGAUUUGUUGUGAAUGGCGCCGUAACAUAUGUGGAGAGAACAGUAGGAACUUCAUCAGAUUUCAUAAAAAUGUUGUCAUCCAUGGAGCAAAUAUACUCAUUAUACAUUGUGGGGAGGAAAGUGCAAGGGCCGGCAGCAAGACUAACAGCAGGGAUGAGCAGCUGGGAAGAGAAUCCAGAGUUAGGAUCAGUAGGAGAUCUGCUUGCUUCUUCAGAUUUCUCAUUAAAUGGCUCUGUAUUGGUUAUCCAACAAUUUGAUUUUACAACUUCCUGACGAUCUUGUAAUUAGUGCCCUAGUGGGGAUUUUCUUUCUCCAUUAAUGUACGGUCUUGUCAUGAAGAAGUCGCAGUGUAAAACUCAAAUCCCAACACAAUUUAUUCCCUUUUAAUCCA